Molecule: messenger RNA, 2854 nt
Organism: Mytilus californianus (California mussel)
Lineage: Eukaryota; Metazoa; Mollusca; Bivalvia; Mytilida; Mytilidae
Product: long-chain fatty acid transport protein 2-like
Exons: 12
Coding region: 305-2179 (624 amino acids)
Molecular function (GO): long-chain fatty acid-CoA ligase activity; long-chain fatty acid transmembrane transporter activity
Source: RefSeq, a predicted model, not a curated record
UUUUAAUAUACAGGUAAUUAAAACCGAUGUUUAGAUGAGAAAAAAAUUAAUGUGAAACCAGUGUCUAAUCGUAAACAGGUUUACACUUGACCUAUAAUGGCUUACUUUUAUAAAUUUUGACUUGGAUGGAGAGUUGUCUCAUUGGCACUCAUACAUGUACCACAUCUUCUUAUAUCUAUUCACAGUACGCAGCGUUUGGUGUGGACACGGCCUUGUACAUGUAGCGACAACACCAUAUCUUGAAUAGCUGAUCAUUUUGCUGUCUACAAUUUCCACCUAUCUACAGUAACUAUAGUUUUCAAGAAUGUAUAUGAUAUUAGCAACAAUAGCUGGUGCCAUAGGUGGCUUAUAUCUGCUAGUGAAAUUAAAAUUACCAUGGUUACCUAGUGAUAUCAGAUUUCUCAAAUUUCUAAUUGGAUUUGGAAAGGAAAUAGAGACAUGCAAGAAAAAAAAUAUACUGCCAAUAGACAUCUUUGAGAAAACAGCCGAUAAGUUUACUACGAAGCCAAUGAUCAUCUAUAAAGACGUGUCGUACAGUUUCAUGGAAGUGGAUAAAAUGGCAAAUAAAUUGGCCAAUGUAGCAUGUGGGUUAGGUAUAAAACAAGGUGAUACUGUAGCCAUACUGAUGUACAAUGAACCUGCAUUUGUUUGGGCCUGGUUUGGUUUUGAGAAAAUUGGAGUUGAAGUUGCUUUCGUCAAUUUUCAUCAAAGGAAGAAGACAUUACUCCACAGCUUAACAAUAAGUGGCGCAAAGGCCAUCUUUAUGAAUAGUGGCAUAGAUUUAUACCAGGCUAUAGACGAUAUCGCCAACGACUUACAAGAUAUAGCAUUAUACACAUUAGAAGCUCAAAACAGCAGUAUACCGUCUAGGUUUAAGAGCUUAUCAGAUGAUCUUAAAACAGCAGUUGAUCAAAGAAUACCACGUGACAAGAGGUCGAGUGUCAACAGUAAAUGUACAAAUUGUUUGAUAUUUACAUCGGGUACAACAGGCUUACCAAAACCUGCUAUUGUUACACAUGCAAAGUGUAUGAUUGGUUCGUUUAUAUACAACUAUUGUCAUGUGACACCGGAUGAUGUAUUGUACGAAUGUCUUCCCUUAUAUCACUCAGCGGCAUCUCUAUUAGGCAUUGGGACAUCACGAAAAAAUGGAGUGACAGUGGUUCUGUCAGAAAAAUUUUCUGCCAGUAAGUUCUUUGAAGAAUGCCAUCGGAACAACGUAACAAUGAUUCAUUAUGUCGGUGAGAUGUGUCGAUAUUUGGUGAACUCACCAAAGGGCGAUUAUGAUACCAAUCAUAGAAUAAGAGUCGCGCUUGGAAAUGGACUAAGGAAAGACGUAUGGACAUUGUUUCAAAAAAAGUUUAAGAUAGAACGAAUUCUGGAGUUCUAUGGUGCAACUGAGAUGCCAGCAGGACUUAUAAAUAUCGAAAACGCAGUUGGUGCAGUUGGCAGAAUAUCUCCACUAUUCAAACGGUUGCUUCGGAUCCAUUUUGUCAAGUUUGAUACAGAUAUGGACCAGCCUGUACGAGAUGAAAAUGGCCAGUGCAUUCCAGCUGCUCCAUAUGAGCCAGGACUACUUAUUUUAACACUAAGUGAAAAAACUCCAUUUGAAGGAUAUAAAAACCGGGAAGAUGCAACUAAACGAAAACUUAUCCAUGAUGUUUUUAAAAAAGGAGAUGUAUACAUCAAUUCUGGAGACCUGUUUUACCAUGACGAAUACUACUAUUACUAUUUUUAUGAUCGGCUUGGUGAUACAUAUAGAUGGAAAGGUGAAAAUGUAUCAACCACACAAGUAGCAAAUAUUAUCACAGAGCUACCAUUUAUAGUAGAUACAUGUGUCUACGGAGUUCUUGUUCCAGGUUCUGAGGGGCGAGCAGGAAUGGCUACAAUCAACUUACUUGAUUCCGAGAAGGAACAUCCUACUGAAGACAUGAUUUCCAAAAUAGAACAACAAUGCAUCAACGAACUAGAAUCAUAUGCUAUACCUAGAUUCCUACGAUUUACACAUAUGAUAGACAUCACAUCAACGUUCAAACAAAUAAAGGCAACUCUGAAAAAAGAAGGAUUUGAUCCUACGGUGGUGAAAGAACCACUUUACUACUUUAAUACUAAAAACCAAAAAUAUUGUAUUUUGGACAAGGAAAUAGCCAUGGCAAUUGAAGAACGGGAAAUAAAAUUAUAAUAUGAACACGAUGCUAUAUUCGAAGAGAUAAAGAGAGAUUACUGAUAAUUGUUUUGUUAAACCUAUGUAUUAAAUAUUAAAUGGAACACUUGACAGCAAUUAUACAUGUCUUUAGAAACUACUAAUGUUUUACUGUCAAAUUAUGUUUUUAUGCAUGUUUUACUGCUUCAGCUUCUCAUGUUGGUAAUAAGUAUAAUCAAGCUGUAUGCUAUGAUUAAAAAACAAAUUUCAUAUUAUUAAAUUGGAGUAAAAUUUGUAAUAUCUAUAUCUAGUAAAUUUAAUGAUAUUUAUACGAUUAUCAUGCAUAUUGAAUCGAUAUUAUUUAGUUUGGUUUUACUGGUACACAUGUAGCUGUGUUAUCUGUAAUCUUUUGUUAUUAAAAGAACGGGGGAAAAAAAACAUAAACUGAACACAUUUUUACUCGAAUUUUUUCAAUAAUUUUAUUUCCCGUUCAUUGAGAUUAAUUGGAGAGGUUAAGUACAAAAAUAUAUAUAUAUAUAUAUAGUUUACUCACAACACGUUCAUUUUCCUUUCAAAAUCAAGAACCUUUCGUCGCUGGUUAUAAGUGCCGAUGGCUUAUGAUAUAGAAUAUAGACAUUUGUAUACAUUGACAAUCAUACUACAUCUUAUUUUGGUAUUUAUCUACUAUUCAGGAACAUAAAUACUGUAAACAUA